Molecule: messenger RNA, 8783 nt
Organism: Pristis pectinata (smalltooth sawfish)
Lineage: Eukaryota; Metazoa; Chordata; Chondrichthyes; Rhinopristiformes; Pristidae
Exons: 7
Coding region: 519-4679 (1386 amino acids)
Biological process (GO): cell differentiation
Source: RefSeq, a predicted model, not a curated record
UUAAACCACCAUUCCAUUUACAGGGUGAUAUGGGAUUAAUGUGACUCAGCAAACUGCACUGACAUUCCUGGCUUUUUUAAGUAAAGAAGAGCAAAGUUAAAUGGAGGUGGAGUGGAAUUUCCAAGGUAUUUUGGUAUUAACAUGCUCAGCACCAGCAGGAUUUUUUUGAUGAGCAGGUUACCUCUGAUUACUGGAUGGUGUUGGCUCGUGGGCUUCACUGUACGGAUCUUAAUUAAACGAGCACCAUGAGCUGUCAGGCAAGCUAUAAAUUGUUCAGUGACUGUUAAAAUACUCUUUUGGUUAGAAAAUGAUUAGAGGGUUUGCUGUUUUCUGGGAUUGAAGUUGAUCCUUCCAGGCAACCAUCCGAUGUGGAAAGUGUUUCAAAUUCCUUUUGGAUUUUAUUUCUACAUGUUUGCUGUUCGUUCUGUCUGGGGCUGAGCAGACCCGGAGGUCUUUUGUUUCUAAAGUCAGGCAAGCUUCUGAGAGCACGUAGAGUCUGCAGUCACCGGACUGUCGUGAUGGAUGACUUCUCUGGCUUGGAGGUAGCGUUGAAAAAUAAGAAAAAAUCAAAAUCGAGCUCCUUACGGCGGGCACUAAGCUGGCUAAGGUUGUCAGGACGCAAGAAAAAAAGGUCUAAGAGUGAAGGAGACAAAUCAUCAUCCAAGCUGAGAAAAGAUUCUCAAAGUUCAGCUGCUUCUAAAUCUGACGAUGAAGCUAAGUGGGCCGUGCACUACAAAACAUCCCAGUAUCAGCAUCAGCAGGAGAAUGUAUUCCUCCCAUCAGCCAGACCACCACACAUAGAGGAUCUGCACAAAGAAGCUGAAAUCGGCCUCAGAUCUCUUCAGGAGCAAGGAACCUUGAAUGCCUGCUCAGAGCUCCAGCUUGGAAAUGGCCAAGAGAGUAUGGACAACUGCAGUCAGAUUUCACAGGAUGAAGAUGUGCCUGUCCUCCCAGAUUCUGCACCAGGUGGCCCUGGUGAUGAAGUCUGGACAAAGACUCGAUCUCUUCCACCACCGACUCCUGAUGAAAUCCGGAAGAGUGUGCUGGGAAUCCAGCCAUCCGUCAGCUCAACAGGAACCACAUUUAAGCCCCAAGGACAUCAGAAAAUGCAAUCAUCUUUCAAAGGCCCAAAACUGAAAGAGAAGCGAAUUCGGAGGACAACGAUCAUGGGACUUCCCCAACACGUUCAGCACGAGCUGGGACUAGGAAAAGGGUCUCGUUCUUCAAAGACUGUUGGAGCAGAGCCAUUGACAGACAGUGCUGGCAUGAUCUUGGUAUCCAGGGAAGAUGAAAACCGUUGUUUCAAUAAUCUAUCCCACUCUCGGGCCAGGAGCUCCUUGCGAUCUGUAACUUUUUCUGAUCCAUCGCGGGAAGAUAAUGAAUCUAUAAGCACCUUAGGACUUAAUUACCAACACAACUGGGCACUGAUCAAUUCUUCCAACAGACCAAAAUCAUUAGCUGUUCCAAAGUCGUCUGUACCGAGUGAGCUGCUGCAGAGUCCGGUAAUGUCCAUGUCGCCCCAGGCAACGUAUUUAUCGAAGAUCAUUCCCAAUGCAAUCCUACCCCCUACAGUGGACGUGGUGAUGAUCAGCGCCAGCCAAAACUGCCUGCGUCAGCUCAGUAACAGCGGUGUGCUGUGCACACCUUCUCCCACCUGUUCCCGCUCCAUCUCCCUACAGAAUUACGACGGCAGGGAUUAUGCUUCCAGUGAUGCGUGGAGUAAUUCGCAGUCCUCAGAAACUAUUGUAUCAAACAAUUCCACGAUCUCAUCACAGGGGAACACUGGAAUUCCAUUAAAUAAUAAUGCUUUCGAAAAAGAUGGUGAGAGUGUGAGGGUCGAUCAUAACUUGACUGAUUCACCUCCGGAUCAUCGAGCAAGCACAAGCAGAUGGGUUAGUGAGUGUUCUGCACAGAGUGCUUCACCAGUGGUAGAAGAUCCCUCUGCUCAGCUUAACCCCAAAUGUAAACCUGCUGAGCUCAGCAGUAAUGGUUAUCCUGACCAGUCACUUUCUCCAGCUCAAAGCACAAGCAGUAUUGCUGAUGCAUCAGAUACCCAGAGCAUCACAAGCGAACGGUCCGUCACAAGAAGCUUGUCAGUCAGAAAAAUGAAGAAAGCCCCAGCUCCUCCAAGGAGAAUGCACUCCUUGCAGCCUGGUGAGGAGCAGGACUCAGAGACCAAAGGUAAAGGUCCUGCAUCGUUUGAAGUUGAUGGUCAAACGAGCGGCUCAAGGUUUGAAUUUUGUUCUGAGCCUCCAGCUGGAGAAAGCCCUCCAAACCCUGCUCUCAGUCACAAAUUGUUGCCUACACAUGACAGAACAUCCAAUGGGAAUAUCCAUUCCCCCCGGGAUCCAAACUCACCCAAUCGGUCUGAGCACACGACAUCACCAUCCAGUGGAAGUCCAGCAACAGUGAAAGCCCUUGUGCCUCCUCCAUCUCCCACUGGAAGGUCCAAGGCAGGAGCACCCAGGACGUCAUCAUCACUCCCUGCCCCAGAAACGUCAAACUCUGCAUCGAGACAUGCCAAUCUGUUUGUAAUUCCUCCUCCUCCUUCAACACCUGCUCCACCCCCUCCUAACGUAAAGAGACCGACGUUUCCAACAGCAGUGUCCUACCCCUGGGGACCAGAGGCAAUCCCACCCCCUCCAGCAGGGCCCGCACCGUUACCACCAACAAAAAGGCCUUCCUUCCUGUUCAACAUUCCAGCUCGUGGUCCAUCUCACCCUUGUCCUCCACAAGUCUCUGCAUCUGCACCUACUGUGGCCCCAUUGGUCACUGAGUCUGCACCCACCACAACCCCAUUGGUCACUGAGUCUGCUCCCACUGUGACACCAUUGGUCACUGAGUCUGCACCCACUGCGACCCCAUUGGUUACCACGUCUGCUCCCACUCUAACCCAAUUGGCCACCACAUCUACACCCACUACAACCUCAUUGGUCACCACAUCUGCACCCACUGUGACCCCAUUGGUUACCACGUCUGUUCCCACUCUAACCCAAUUGGUCACCACAUCUACAACCACUACAACCCCAUUGGUCACUGAGUCUGCCCCCACUGUGGCCCCAUUGGUCACCACAUCUACAACCACUACAACCCCAUUGGUCACUGAGUCUGCACCCACUGUGACCCCAUUGGCCACCACAUCUACACCCACUAUAACCCCAUUGGACACCACAUCCAGGGCUCCAAUAGUCACUGGUUCACUAACUCCGGUCCUGCUGGCUUCAGCCUCAGCACCUGGUGCAUCUCAGACCACAUCUACCUCUACAGCCACCUCUGCCUCCUGCACCACCACCAGGCAGCUGCAGCAGGGAGUAACUGCACUCAAGGUGAAGCAGCCUCUUCCUCCACCUUCACCACCUCCUUCCCAUCAUCCACCUCCACCACCAAAGAAAUCUGGGCCUGAACAGCUGUUUCCUGCAUCUUCCUUGUCCGUUUCGGAAGCCCCGAAGCAGGAGCAGCCACCUGUGGAUUGGCCGCCGCCUCCACCCCCCUUGUCUCCCUCCAGCUUUGUCCCAGAUGAGAUGUUGCUGGCUCCCGAGGGAGCCGGUGCCGAGUUUCUGUUCCCCCCACCGCCACCCUCCCUACUGGAAGAUGCAGCAGAAGGAAAGAGACCUUCUGAUGAGGAAAAUCAGGCAGAUGUACAACUGGUGCCUGCACCUGCUCCCUCCCCACCCUCCGCCUCAAUGCCAGGGCAAUCUGUGGGGCUUUCACCUCCCCCACAGCCUGCAGAAACCAGCACCUCAUCACCACAACCCCUCACACCAUCUCCAGCCAUCUCCUCCAUGAAGCAACUUCAGCCAAAGACUCAGCCUGCAGAGGGAACCGAUUCCCACUUCCCAAACAACCCCCUACCACCAAUCGCAUCCAAUCAGGACUCGGCUAAGGUGCGCAUAGUUCAGCCUCCACCACAUCCAGAGGGUGACGGAGAGGCCGGUGCUCCCAUCGUCACCCCCUCAUUGCUACAGAUGGUCCGUCUGCGCUCAGUACAAAUGAAUGCCUCCGCUCCAGGAAUGCCAGACAGUAAGCAGCAAACAAACAGGAGCCAAACCGACUUGAAGCAGCCAACCAAAAGUAACGUGACUGCCCCCAGCAAACCUGUUCGCAAGUCCCUUUCCCAGCGACUAUCAUCCUCGUCCGACUCUGAGCCUGCAGUCAGUGCCGACACUUCUCUCCCUGUAAAGAACACCCCCCUCAGCACCGUAGCCUCUGCUGCUCAGGGACACACCCUGUCUAAACCAGGCGACGACGAGACCCCACACAAAUCUCCUGCUUCUACCGCCAGCUUCAUCUUUUCAAAGAAUGUCAGUCCCAAGAAGCUGGUGUUCGAAACCCCCCGAUCCCCAGAGGCAGAGGCUGAGGCCAAGAAGAACUUCAUGGCUGAGCUGAGUUCAGUGUCUGGACGAAUAGCCUCAAAGACUGAAUCUAAGAGUUUGUCAAGACCACAGAGUAAAGCAGCGCCAGAGGUGCAGAGAAAAGCAGGCAGAGUCCCACCACCUGUGGCCAAGAAACCUUCAUUUCUGCCAGGUUCUCAGAGACUGACCUCCAUGUCAACCAGCGCGAGGGAGCUUCCAAACGCACAGGAAACAUCACAGGCCCUUCAAGUCACCAGUGAUGCCCAGGAGGAGAAAGGGAAAGUGAAGACUGGAAACGGACAAGUGUCUCUGUGUAAGGGUGACUGAAGAACUCCAUGUCAAUCCUCAGGAUCUCGCUGAGACAGUGGUCGAAGAUACCUUCCUUGGAGGACUGGGCCUUACAAUCCAAAGAAAUGUUUCUCGGAACAGUCUUAUUGUUGAAAAAUUAUAGCCUUUUUUAUGCAAAAAAAAAGUUUGCCAUGGUUGCUGCACCUUUGACUCUUUACUAUAGCUAUGCAUCCUCUGAAACAGUGAAUGUGCUGGGGUUACAGUUCAACAGAUGACUUUCACAAGAGGAACCAGGGCACCUUCAUUCUGCAUCGUGCAAUUAUCAGCCCCCUUGUGGAUGUGCAUGGUAUGGCUUGGACUUCAAGCUGAUGCACAUACAAUGUGGUCUGAGAUUGCUGCAGCUGAGAAUGUUAUAUCAUUGCCCUUGUCUAAAGAACCAAUCAAAAGUUUAAAAAAAUCAGUAGGAAACACACUUAUAUCAAAUGAGGGGUUUGGGAUUGAUUUAUCUGUGAAACAACAGCCACUCAUGAUCUAGAAAUCUCUUGUCUUUAUUAACAUGCAUAAAACCAUUAAUAACUUGAAAUCAAAACAAAAAUUCCUGUCAAACUGACAAUCCCCUAUUGUUUAGAUCAAGGAGUAGUGCUGUAACCAGGCAGUGUUUGAGGCUGAGUAAGUUACUUGAUCACAGGCCCUCAGAAUGAUUAGGAACCUCAUCCAAUAAGACAUGUAAAGUCACUGGGCUUUCACAAGCUGCUGGUCAUUUCCACCACCAACUCCUCCACCCUCCCAUUGUGCCUUCAGCUGAAGAUUGUGGUGUGUCUCCCAAUAUGUUGCAGCAACUUAAGGUCGGAUGGUCUGGACACUGGAGUGGUCAAUGGGUGAUUGGGCACAAGCUGCAGUGCCUGGCUGAUAACAUGCAAAGUGACAGCUUCCAGCUAGCAACGUUACCACUUCCAACAUAUUGGGUCUAGUCACCUUAAGGAACGAUUGGAUAACUGACCUGCAUGUCUUCAGGCAAUUGGCUAACCAGUGAAUUAAAGGUGCUUAAUAAUCAUCACUGGAUUGUAGCAAGUUGGUUUGAUUCAUGAGUUCAGUGUUUGGGAAUGAACGGUGGGAAAGAGCAGAAGAUUUUGAUUUCUAAGUGAGCACAUGUCUCCUAUGAAAUGGUGAAGUGAGGGGCUCUGUUUUGCUGUUUAUAAUCUGCAGAACAUGAGCCAUAAAUUGACUAAUUCUUGACUUAUUUGACAAACCAAUAGAUGGCGCAUGAGAAGUUGACACCACUGGAGGCUGUCACAUGUAAUUUGAUAUGAACACAUCUCAUUUAAUAGAGGGGUGGGAGAUGAAGUUACAUCCAUUCCACUGAUUUAUUUCUGCACAGUUGUAGCAUCCUUCACUGGAUGAUAAGUUUUAAUUGGAGUUGGCUGGGACCAAUGAUGUACAAGCUUUAUUUCACCACCAUCAUAAGAAAAUUGGAGAAGGAACUGUGUGGUAAACGUUCUUGCUGCUAUCUGGAACUUUCUGAAAACACUCCGAUAAACUGGACCAAGCAUUCCAUCCUGAUCUUUAUAUUCUUGCUUUUAGCAAGUGACCUGUGUCUUCCUGAAAUAUAAAUACUUUGCACAGUUAGAGCUGCAAUUGCAUUUGCCUUGAUUGUAAAUAGACAGUGAAGAUUAGACAGCGUUCCUGAUAUCACAUCUGCAUUGGCUUAUCCUUUCCAAAAUGGAUGAGCUUUUCCUUAACUUCAUAGGUUCCAAAGAGAAUACAAAUGAAGCCCCUUUGUUGCUCGACACUCAGCUGUUACCUCUUUACAAAGAGGACAGAACAGAAGUCCUUUACUCUUGCUUUAAGUUUCCUCCUUUGGAUCUUCAAAUUCUCUCUUUCUAUCUCCUUCCAGGAGAAACACAAUUCUCUAUCAUUUUCUGCUAAUAUUCAAUGGGUAAUGAAGAACUCAGCCAGAACCCACCUUGAAUGAAGCGGGUUAUUCUCAAAACUGCUGAUUGGAUUGAGUUACAUGGUGAUUAUCAGCUGAAGGUCUGGUGACACCACUGAGAAAGUUAAACCAUUGACAUCAUUCUGUUACCCUGACCAUCUAAAUAGCCUUCCAGUUCUGAAUCACACUCAGUAGCUUUCCGUUACAUUGUAGAGGAGGAACUUUAGUGUGAACAUAAUCCUGCAGUGAGUAUUAGUGUUUUGUUUGUCUGACUGGACUCCAGGAGAACUUGUUCAGUAGCAUAAUCUGAAUCCUUCCCUUCAUUGCCAUGUAUGCACACAAAUUAAUAUUCAGUUCCUCUGUAUGUUCACCUAGUUCUUAUUCAUUACCAUAGUGCAAGGUACAGUUGUACUUUCACUGUUUAUUUCAAAUCAAAAUGUUCAUUGGAAGCCUAAAAUGUUAAUAAUUGCAUAGAUUUUAAUACUCACUGCCAAAUUUCAUACAUACACAUAAUUAAUUUUCUGUAUAGUAGAACUUGUUACAGCUUUUCAGUUUGAUUUAGCAAUUGAACGGUCUUUAAGUGGGUAUGGUUCAUCUCUGGGGAAAUUAUAAACUUAUCAACGGUCAGUAAAUAAUGGGUAUGCAUCUUUGUAAACUGAUUUGCUUGCUAAGCUGGCUAUGUUCACAGUGAAAAAUGCAAAUUAUUUUGCUUUUGGCACAUUAUAUUUCAUUUCAAGUGCUGAGAAAAUGUCAAAGAAACAAACUUAGAUUACUGACCCUUACAGGGUUCUUGAACAGAACAGUAGUACCAACAAGUUCUGAAGAUUCUUUGAAUAGUGCACUUGCAAGAGUGUGAGUGCAAAUUAAUAAAGCAAUAUUUGGCUUACAUAAAUUAAUAUUUAAAUAAAACUUUUAUUUUCUUCAGUUGAAAGGCCUAUUUAUGUGGUGGGUGUACAUGAACAUUAAAUCAGCAAAUGCCAAAUGAUUGCAGGCUAGUAUUUCCAAACUGUUUACAGGCCAAUAGGUCAAUGUGGUUUGGCCAGGGAGGGAGGGGAGGGCAGGGGCUGUGGGUGGGGGGAUUGCUGAGGUGGGGUGAAAUUGACAACAGAUGCAUUUCAUCCACAUUGCUAUGUCUUAAAUUUGACACUUAAUCCCCAGUCUCUCAGGGUGCUCUUAGAAGCUCAGACUCAGUUUCACAACCCUAACUGACUAUUGCAUUAAACAUUUCAUCACUCUCUGUAUCUUCAUUGUGGACCAGUAGUUUCUCAUGCAAGAACUCUGUCUUUUUACUAGAUGUCUUUCAAGAGCCGUGCCUUGUGUACCCAAUUCUUGACAGAAUUCUGCUGUGACAAAGGGCAAACAUCAUGGGUUGUGAACAAUUCAAACCUUCCCUGCACCCAUGCCAGUGACUAUGGGGCUUCCCAAUGAAAGGACUCUGUGUUGGGGAUUAGAAUCAUUAUACUAAUGGGGUUCCCUUGUUUCCUGCUGUAACAAGUAUUAUAGGAAAAGUUCCAUGGGAUUAUGUUGUAAUAUAAACUACUGAGAAUCAUUUGAUGUUUUGUUCCACACUCUGCACUAUCCCAAUUGUUGCAAUUUGGAUUAAACUUCCCAAUAGGGAUGAGUGAGCUGGUAUAUUUCACACUGAAAAGAGCAGGCCUCAUACCAUGUGCUUCAUCCCUUUACCUCUUCAGGGCAAUUAGGUAGUAAUGCUGUUCAUGAGGGCAAACCAGAUGCAUUGUGCCCUUUGACAGAAGCUCCCCUGUAUGCCACAACCACGAGGACGCUCUGGUCUUUUGAACGUGUAAAUUGCAACCUCCUAUUAAUGGAAUUACUUAAAAAACGUUAACAUUGGUACAUGACCAUGAAUUUGAACGUUUUUACAAUUACCUCUCUGGUUACCCAAUGCUAUUCUUCCGGUUUGUCCAAAUGGAUGUGUGGGCCAGCUCCCUCAUUCCUCACCCUGACUUCUGUCUGUACUGCCAAUUGUAUGAAUCAUUACUGCAGUAUGAAUGCAAAGGAAUAAGGAUUUUCUGCACAUUGUAUAUUUGAUAUUGCAUUUUAGAUCCAGCCUAGCUGGGAAUUAAAGUGGGCUGUGGCCUUAAACUUAAUCACUUAAGGGUAUAAACUGAUUUUCAAAUAUUUUUAGGAAAAUAUUACUAGUGAAAUGACAUAAUAUAUAUAUAUUUCUCUACUGUUAAUAAAUUAGCAAAUGA